Oryza brachyantha (malo sina) is the source of this 978-nucleotide messenger RNA. RefSeq names its product protein EARLY RESPONSIVE TO DEHYDRATION 15-like. NCBI's taxonomy places the organism in Eukaryota, Viridiplantae, Streptophyta, Magnoliopsida, Poales, Poaceae. The record is from RefSeq and is a predicted model, not a curated record. The coding region runs from base 134 to 604 and encodes 156 amino acids. The transcript has 3 exons.
UGCUUCCCCCACUCUCCAGUCUCCUCACUCUUCACCAAUCACUCGCCCCGCUCUCCGUAGAUUCCACGGGUACCUCUCUCUCUUCCUGCUCCCGCGUCGCCAUCGCCCGAGGAUAAAAAGAAGAGGGGGAAGCAUGAGCGCCACGGCCGUGUCGUCGCUGAACCCGGACGCGCCGGUCUUCAUCCCGGCGGCGUUCCGGCAGGUGGAGGACUUCUCGCCGCAGUGGUGGGACCUCGUCAAGACCACCGCGUGGUUCCGCGACCACUGGUUCCACGAGCACCAGCAGCUCGACGAGAUGGCCGACUCCCUCGAGCUCCACGGCGAGGACGUCGACCUCGCCGGCCUCCUCCCCGACGAUGCCUUCGACGACGACGAGGACUUCUUCUACGACCAGGCCCAAGACCUCGCCUUCGAGCCUCCGCAUCCGCCGGCCGCUCCCAAGACUGAUGCAGUGCUCAAGGCGCUGAGCCUGGUCUCUCCCAAGGCCGGCGACGCGGCGAGGGGGUUCCGGGAGAAGCCCCGGCACUCCGAGAAGCCCACCAAGUACGCCGGCAGCCCGAGGAGCGGCGGCGGCGCGCCCCGUGUCAUCCACCAGCCUCGCUAGGCUGCCAUGGCUAGCUCCUCCCAUCUUGAUGGGGGGAAUGCAAGAAUUGAGCAAAAGCCUGCGUCUUUACGCCGCAGUGUUGCUUGCUCCCGGCUGCUGCUGCUGUUGCUUUGGUCUACUCAAGCCUGGGUUUUCUAGUAUAGUAGAAUUAGUGGUGCCUUUGUAUAGUAUAAACAAAAAAUGACCCUAAAAAGAGUAUAAUAUGAACAAAAAUGCAACCUUUGUUUAGUGUUGCCUUGUAAGUUAUGUUCAUUUAGAGUUUGUCUAGGAAAAUUCCAAAAAGAAGUGGAGGAAGAAUGUAGUGUGCACUCAUGUUAAUGUUUCUGAUGUUAAAUAGCAAGCAGCCUAAUGUUCAAUAUUCAGACAAUUUCUCA